CUGCGGGCAGGGCUGGCUGCGCGCGAGGGGUCCCGCGCGGAGAGCUUUGGCGCAGAGAGAAGUGGGAGGGGGGCGCUCGGCUCCCCCGCUCCCCCCCCCAGCAGGACCCUGAUGUGAGCCCCGCGCGCCCGUUGGACUCAGGCCCCCUCUGGGCUUUCUCCUGGUUUUACAGGACGCCCUGUCUUGGAGACUGUCGGUUCAAGGGCUCUUGCAAGGGCGCCGGAGCCGGGAAAAGCGCACCAUGGCUGGGACUCGGCUGCUGCUGGUCGCCGCUCUGCUCUGCAGCUGCACCCAGCUCCUGGCGGAGGCGAAUUCCUGGUGGUCCCCCCCCCCCCCCCCCCCCCAGAGACCUGAGAUGUACAUUAUAGGAGCCCAGCCUGUGUGCAGCCAGCUCCCUGGGCUCUCGCCAGGCCAGAGGAAACUCUGCCAGCUCUACCAGGAACACAUGGUGUACAUCGGAGAAGGAGCUAAAAAUGCCAUCAAGGAGUGCCAGUACCAGUUCCGGCAGCGGAGGUGGAACUGCAGCACAGUGGACAACACCUCUGUCUUUGGCAGGGUCAUGAAAAUAGGUAGUCGAGAGGCUGCAUUCACCUAUGCUGUUAGUGCCGCAGGCGUGGUGAACGCCAUCAGUCGUGCCUGCCGCGAAGGGGAGCUUUCCACCUGUGGCUGCAGCCGGACAGCCCGCCCCAAGGACUUGCCCCGCGACUGGCUGUGGGGUGGCUGCGGGGAUAAUGUGGAGUAUGGCUACCGUUUCGCCAAGGAGUUUGUGGAUGCCAGGGAGAGGGAGAAGAACUAUGCAAAAGGGUCAGAGGACCAAGCUCGCACGCUCAUGAACUUGCAGAACAAUGAGGCUGGUCGCAGGGCUGUAUACAAGCUGGCAGAUGUGGCUUGCAAGUGCCAUGGUGUCUCAGGUUCCUGCAGCCUUAAGACCUGCUGGUUGCAGCUGGCAGACUUCCGCAAGGUGGGUGACCUGCUGAAGGAGAAAUAUGAUAGUGCUGCCGCUAUGAGGAUCAGUCGCAAGGGCAAGCUGGAGCUGGUAAACAACCGUUUCAACUCACCUACGCAGGAGGACCUGGUCUACAUUGACCCCAGCCCUGACUAUUGCCUGCGCAAUGAGACCACUGGCUCACUGGGCACUCAGGGCCGGUUGUGUAACAAGACCUCAGAAGGCAUGGAUGGCUGUGAGCUGAUGUGCUGUGGCCGGGGGUAUGACCAAUUCAAGAGCAUCCAGGUGGAGCGCUGUCACUGCAAGUUCCACUGGUGUUGCUUUGUCAAGUGUAAAAAGUGCACAGAGAUCGUCGACCAGUACGUCUGUAAAUGAAAGAGCCACCAAAGCAACAAAUCUAUAUUAUAUAAAUCUAUAUAAAUAUAUUUUAUAUUUGUAUAAAUAAAUAGAUGAUAAUAAUUAAAGAUGCUUAUUUAAGAGACAUUUUGGUUUUGAAAUUUCCACAUCGGACUGGCCAGUUUGCCACUCCCUUAAUUUAGCUGCGGAGCAAAGGAGGAAUUUGCCCUUAGAUCCUUCUUCCCCAGAGUGAAGGGAGCCAAAGAGUUGCUCAGAAGGAACUCCCUCAUAGCCAUCUCACUCCAGAAGAAAAGGGUGGAUUCAUGGUCAGAGAGGUGAAGAAGGGUGGGUUUCCUUUGCUAUUUUAUGGUUUAAAACUGAAGUUUGUACGGUGUUGGACAUCUGGAGUCAUAACCAAACAUGGAGGUGUCUUAGUUUUUCAUGUUCCAACCCUUUCCUCCCUGCCCUGAAGCCCUUUGGACAAGCAAAACAAGAGGACUUGGACCCAUUUUCUGUUCUCUAUAAACGACAUGCUAGUAGUGCUUUGUUAAACAAGAUGGAAAAUCACCCAGGGCUCAUGCUGAAGAAGAGUAUGGAUUUAAAUACAAGGUACCAUAUAGAGUUCUUGGAAUGAGCCCAGAGCAGGGACUCCUGCACAGUGAUGGGGGGACCACCUGUUCCAAGUGAGGAGGAAGGUAUGAUCUUCAAUUGGGAAGUACUGCUGUAUCCUGAGAGUUUAAAAGAAAUUAGCAGCUAGCUCUUCUGUACCUCAAGGGCAAAGAGAAAAUCCUGCCAAAGCUCUGUCUAAGCUGGUUUGUCAAGGAGAUCCUUUUUCCCUCCACUGAAACCCACUUUAUCUUUGCGGCUGAGGAGUUGCUACCUGUCUCCGGGGUCUAUUGGACUCUUUGGGAAAGAAAUAUACUCCAUGAGAGUGUCAGUGGAGCAUGUGUGAGAGACAUACAUACACGCAUGCCCACAGGACUGGAUGAACACUACACCCCAGUCCUCACCAUUGUUGCCAUUUCUCUCCUUUGAAGUGGACACUCAAGGUCACGUUGCCCAGUUUUUUGCAAUCCUCUUCACUGUCCAAGAUGUACAGUUUCUUUUACCAUUAAAAAACCCUCACUGAGGUUUCUUUCCCUCUC
Molecule: messenger RNA, 2427 nt
Organism: Pelodiscus sinensis (Chinese soft-shelled turtle)
Lineage: Eukaryota; Metazoa; Chordata; Testudines; Trionychidae
Source: RefSeq, a predicted model, not a curated record